This is a messenger RNA of Cucurbita pepo subsp. pepo (vegetable marrow), 1847 nucleotides long. Its product is annotated as protein S-acyltransferase 8. Gene Ontology annotation, cellular component: Golgi apparatus; endoplasmic reticulum. Gene Ontology annotation, biological process: protein targeting to membrane; peptidyl-L-cysteine S-palmitoylation. Gene Ontology annotation, molecular function: protein-cysteine S-palmitoyltransferase activity. The record is from RefSeq and is a predicted model, not a curated record. NCBI's taxonomy places the organism in Eukaryota, Viridiplantae, Streptophyta, Magnoliopsida, Cucurbitales, Cucurbitaceae.
CUAAACCCCAUCACUCCCCAAACUCUCUCUCUUCAAGUCUGUCUGCAACCCAUUUGUGGGGUUUUCAAUGCCCCAUCAGAUGACCGCCUCUCCACUUUCAAAUCCUACUUUCCUUUUCCCUGCGUUCUAACUCCCAUCUUCCCAUUUUGCUUCCCCCCUCCCUCCUCCCUCCUCCCUCCUCCCUCUCAUGGCGAAUCGCGUCUACCAACUCUGGAAAGGAAGUAAUGUCGCUGCUUGUGACAAUAUUGCUGAUUACAGUUCCAGUUAUCAUCUUUUGUGCAUUUGUUGCAAGACAUCUUCGACACAAGUUUUCAUCAUAUAAUGCAGGAUAUGCCAUUUUGGUGGUCGCAGUUGUUUUUUCUAUAUAUGUGCUGGUUCUUCUUUUCCUUACUUCAGCCCGGGACCCAGGAAUUAUUCCUCGCAACUCGCAUCCUCCAGAGGAUGAAAUCCGUUUUGAGUCUUCAGUAUCAGCUGACGUUGGGGGAAGGCAAACUCCAAGCUACCAGUUUCCUAAGACAAAAGAAGUUAUUGUAAAUGGGUUCCCAGUAAGAGUAAAGUAUUGUGACACGUGUAUGCUAUAUCGUCCUCCACGUUGCUCCCAUUGCUCUAUUUGCAACAAUUGUGUGGAACACUUCGAUCAUCACUGCCCUUGGGUGGGGCAAUGUAUUGGACUGCGGAACUAUCGUUACUUCUUUAUGUUUGUAUCUUCAUCAACACUUCUUUGCAUGUACGUGUUUGCAAUGUCAGCAUUAUAUAUCAAGGUUCUGAUGGAUCAAUAUGAGAGCACGGUUUGGAAGGCAAUGAAAGAAUCACCUGCGUCAGUGGUAUUAAUGGCCUACUGCUUUGUCUCUCUUUGGUUUGUUGGUGGGCUAACUGGCUUCCAUUUGUAUCUUAUUGCCACAAAUCAGACAACCUACGAAAAUUUUCGGUAUAGAGGUGACAAUAGGGUCAAUAUUUUCAACCGGGGUUGUGUGAAUAAUUUUCUUGAAGUAUUUUGCUCAAAAGUAAAGCCAUCAAGGAACAAUUUUCGGGCUUUUGUUCAAGAGGAGGCGCCAAGGCCUCAAGUUCUUCCUCAGUUGCCCCGUCUUGCAGCAGAUGAUUUGGCUUCACAUCCACGUUCGAAGGUUGAAGACGAUCUCGACAUAGGUGAAGACUUAUUGAAGAUCUCCCAACGCCGUAACAUCGAUGAAAUCUCAGAGGACAUACGCAGCAGAGGGAGUAAUGUGCCACCCCUUAAUGUUCCAGAGACGGAGCCUGUUAUAGAGUCUGAUCAUCAUCAAGCAGCAACAAUUCGGUCAGAUAAUCGGCAUUCAAGUUGGGGAAGAAGAAGCGGUAGCUGGGAAAUUGCAACGGAGGUGUUUGCAAACUCGAAUGUGACAGAAAGCCGAAGUUACGUAGCGUCGAAGGAAGCAUUUCAGUGAGGAGAUUUGGAAGCAUUGAAUGGAUGGAUGUUUGAUUGAGCGGGAAGGAAUGACCAUUGUUUUUGUGGCGUCCAAGGAGGAUAUGGCAAAGGUGCAGGAUUGAAAAACAUAAUGUGGCGGGGAAACAAAAUGAUGAUCCAUCCCAUUUAGGUACAAAAUUAUAUAACUCUCUCUCUCUCUCUCUCUCUCUGUCUUGUUCUUAUGUGUUUUUUUACCUUUCUGUUCUGUUUUGUUUAUGGUUGAAGAUCUGGAUGUAGUAAUGUCUGUGGGAAAGGUAGAAUUGAUAUUGGUUGUAAUUGUUUGGAAUGAGUAGUAGUAGUUGUAGUGAUUUGGGCAGUGUCAUACUUUCUUUUUCUUUCAUCUUUUUUAACUGUGCUAUUUUUACAACAUUCUAUUCCAUUCUAUUCGAGCACUCUCUAUUCAAUU